Condylostylus longicornis is the source of this 5250-nucleotide messenger RNA. RefSeq names its product WASH complex subunit 2 (gene FAM21). The transcript is spliced from 7 exons. Lineage: Eukaryota; Metazoa; Arthropoda; Insecta; Diptera; Dolichopodidae. Bases 127 to 4818 code for a protein of 1563 amino acids. The record is from RefSeq and is a predicted model, not a curated record.
CCAAUUCAGUUUUCAGCUGGUAUUGACAUUUUACAUAUGCAGUUUUGAUAAUACGAAUUACAAGUAUAGUAAAAACUUUUAUUUUUACAAUUAUUAUAUUUAGUUUAAACUUUUAAAUGUUACUCAAUGGCACCGGUGCAUUGGACUUUCGAAGAUGUAAAGAAAAAUGCUUCAAAUUGGAAUCUCGAAGGUGAUUCACAAUUGUUGGAACUUAUGAAAAGUAUUUCCAAUAAUUUAUCAACUCGAGCAAAUACUACAAAAGCUAAUUUAAAUAAAAUGGACAUUAAUCUCGAAAAAUCUUGUAUUGCCUUUGAAAAUGCAUCAAAUAAACUGUCAGCAUUGUCUAAGACUCAAUUUGUUGAAAGCCGUGUUUUUGAUGAUGAUGAAACUAAACCCAAACAAGUUUCUAUAGAAAACGAAAUGAAAGUUUAUAACCCCAAUGAAACAUUAAAAAUAAUUUUGGACAACAAUCUGAAGAUGUUAGAAAAUUGUUAUGAAAAAGUUUUAUUAAAUUUGGAUGAUUCAGAUGAAGAGGAUGAACAAGCGAAAAGUACUAUAAUAUAUCGGCCAAAAAAUUUAUAUGCAAAACGUUUACCAGCUUUAAUUGGAUCAGAAGAGUGGAACGAGAAGUGGCAUAUUGGGCUGCUGGAUUCAGAUGACGAGAGUGCUUCUGAAAAAGGGAAUGCGCCAGAGGAGUUUUCAGAUGAUUCUGCCGAAAACAUAUCUUUACCAAGCAUUGGGCCGACAAUAUCUGAAUCCGGAAGUUCUGUUUGGAGUAUCAGUCGAGUUUUAUCACAUCAAACAAGAAAGCUUAAUAAUAAGUUCGAUCCAUCAUCUGAUGAAGAAGCGAUAUCAUCUAAUACAUUUUUAUCUAAAACUUCAUCUGAGGAUACUCGAAAAACUAAGAGCAAAAAAGUAGAACGGAUUACUGAAGAAAAAUACUACGUCCAUAAACCAAAAGAAAAGCGUUUAUCUGAAAGUUCGGAUUCAGAGCGUGAAAAUAACAAGGAUAAGAGCAGGAUCAACUCGGUUAAAAAACACCAGACUUUGAAAUCGGAGCAAAGUAUGAAACGUGAAAUACUUCCUAAAGUAUCCAACAUAUUUUCUGAUGAACCUCCCGAUUUAGAUUUAGACGAAACUUUAAAGGAAUCCAACCAAAAUUUUGUUAGUGAACGUUUAGAUACGCAAUCAAAAGCCCUCUUCACUGAUGGAAAAUCUAACUAUAGGAAAUCUGAUAGGCAAACUUCGAAAGAAAAUUAUUUAAUUCAAAAUGACAGUCUGGCAAAAACAAAUGAUGCGUUGUUUAGCGAAAAUGACUUCGAUUCUCUUGUUAGGGAAAUUAAUGAAAAAUCGGCCAGUAAAACUAUGCAAACUAGUAUAUCUAAAAAAGUAAAUUUAUUUUAUUCAGACAGUGAACCUGAGUCGGAGAAUAGAAAAGCGGAUGUUAAUUCUGAGAGUUUUUCUUCAACAAUCAACAAUUCAAGUAAGACUAAGAUUGACAUUUUAAGCAAGAUUACACAGGAAAAUAAUGAAAAUGAAAAUAAUAAUAAGAAAGGCAGAGAUUUACUUUUAUAUCCAAAUAAUGCACGUAAUCUAUUCGAUGAUUUUGAAGAUGAAGUGGAUUUAUUUCUUCCUAUUAAAACUGAAGAUAAGAUAUCAGGCUCAUUAAGCUCUGCUCUUCUAUAUAAAACAAAAAUUGCAAAUCUCUUUGACGAUGAGCCGCCUGAAGACGAUUUUGAUAAUCUCUUCCAAGCUUCAAGAGUUAAGGACUCAAAAAUUUAUGGCAAUAAAACAGACGACAAUACUUUUAUUGAAGGUAAUCUAGAACAAGAAAUAAAAGUUCAGUGCUCUGAAUCGCAAAUAAAAAAGAUUGAUGAAAGUGUUUUACAAGAUUCGGAAGAAAAGUCUGAAACAUCAAACAAUAAAAUAGAUUCUGGUUUGAGAAACUCAACUUUAACUCAAGAUAAAUUAAAAACGCCUUGUGAGAAGAAAGGUGUUAGUACUGAACAAACUGGAACUUUAUUUUCAAGUGACUGGUCUGACGAUGAUGAUAGCUUAUUUAGCACAAAAAAAGCACAAAAAAAACUGAGUUCCGAUUUUGCAGGGGCUGAAGAAAAAGACAUUACAAAUAAAAGCAUUGAAUCUAUUCUCAAAAAACAAAGCGGAAAUAGUGAAAAAGUAUCUGUCAAAUCGCCUCCUCCAAUUCCACCAAUGGAUAUAAAUUUUCCAACAAACUCUGAAAAGAGUCCAGAGGUCAUUCAAAAACGCUUACCUCUAUUAACAGAUGAGGUUCAAUCGAACUUGAACGUGAAUUUGAAAUUAUCUAGUGAAAAAACUAGUGCAAUUACUAAAAAUACUUUGGAAAAUAAUACAGAAGCAAAUCACGUUUCAUCGUCAAAUGUAAAUAAUCAAAAUACAAAAGACUCUGGUAGUUUAGAUAAAACAGAAGUAAAAGAAAAAAUACAUGUUGGCAACAAACAAGAUUUUAUAGCAAAUAUUUCUACAGAAUUAACAAAAGAUUUAUCACAGUCUUCUUAUCAACAUGUUAACGAUGAAGUUCUAGAUGAAACUAGAAAAAUUGUAACUAGCCAAGAUGAAGGUAGUGAAAUACUGAUGCACAAUACUUUUGAAGAAUUUGAUAAAGUUUUGAACACGGAAAAUAAAGUUAAUAAUAUAGUGGAAACUAGUGAGGGUAGUUCUGUUCAGAUGAAAAAUGAAGUAUAUUCCCUUUUAUUUUCUGAUAUCCCACCCGAAGAUGAAGAAAUAUUUAAUCAAAAUAUAACUUCAGAAGAUGUUAUGGUGCACGCAAAAGAUGCAACUAAGACGCAUGUAAAUUUCAAAUCUUAUAAUGAUAAUCAUAUUGGAUUAUUUGAUGAUAUCCCUCCAGACGAUUAUGUGGACGACAACAAAAAAAAUUCGGAGAAUUUGUUUAACGAAGACUUUGAUAAUCCCGCCGAAGUAAAAUUCGAGAAAGAUAUAAAAUCAAAUUAUAUGAUAAGCGAAGAACCACCGCCAGAUGAUUAUUUCAAAGAAAAUUCAUGUAACGUAAAUAAUGAUUCUCAUUUAACUAAGUCUAAUACAAAUACAUUUGCUUCAAAUGAUAUCGAUUUAGGUUCUGCAUUGGUAAAUGUAAAGUUAAAAGUUGAUGAUGUUAAAACAAAAUUAGAUGAAAAGUAUGUUAAUUUAAGCAAAUCGCUUAGUGCACCCGUAUCAACACAUGAUGAAGUACCACAAUCAGAAAAAGUUUUUGUUGCACCUGAAAAAAUUGCUCAAAAGCCGUCAAAAACGCUACAACAGGAGGGUAAAAGUACGGAAAUACAUAAAUCAAUUAAUGAAUCGGAAUCUGUGCUAAAACUUGCAAAUGAGCUAAAUAUUAAUGUAUCGGCUUUACUUCCUGGUGCGAAACGACCUGUGAAAAACAAGGAAUCUUUCUCAAAUGUUAAAACAGAAUUUAACGAGGAUAUAAACUCUAAAGAAAUUAGUAAAGUAACUAAGUCAGAACCCAGUGAUAUAACAACAGAGGGGAAAUUAAUUGGUUUGAACAAAAGUAGAGCCAAAAUUUUAGUUAAACGAAGACCAUCAACAAGAAAAGCUCGCCAAGAAAGCUAUCGCAAAUCUAUUAUUGAUAAUGACAAUUUUUCUGACUCAGAAAAAGAUUUCAAGUCAAUGAACAAACAAAUAUCGCGAUGUGAAGAACCCCGAAAUACGAAACGUAAAUCCAUUCAAAAUACAGAAGAGCAUCAAUCAUUUUUUUCAAAUUUGGACACCAGCACAGAAGUUAAAAUUAAAAAUAUAACAAGUGAAAAGAAUUUGAAACGUAAUAAUUCAUUAUUUGACGAUAGUGAUGAAGAUUUGAAAGCGCCAAAUCAGACCAAGCAAUUGUCUUUCAUAAAAAAGGAUUCAUCUCAUCAAGUUCAACAUAACGAAUGUAUAAAGUCUUUAAUUAAUCAAAAUAAUUAUUUUAAAAACGUUAAUGAAUUUUGGGAUCCUAAAACAGCUAUUCCAGAUCGUCAAACACAAAGUAUUAGUGAUGAAAUUUUUAGUAAUAUUGAAUCGCCUAAAAAUAAGCCUAAAUCAGAUUUUGACAACGAUUGCAAACAAGUGCCUACAUUAAAUUUUAAUAAAAAAACCUCUAGUUCAGAUGCCAAUUUUUGUGCUAGUCCACCGAAUCAAAAUAUGAUUAAAAGUGGAGGUUUGAGUAGUAAUCCUGAAAACGAUGACGAUGAUUUGUUUUCGUCUCCAUUUGUUAAAGUGAUUUCUUCUCAAACAACAAAUUCUUCUAGCAUUGGAAAAAAUUUAAGUCAAAACCAACAAAACGACAAACAAUCUUAUGAUCAAAGCAGUAGCGAAAUAUUUAAAAAAAUAAGCAUAUCUAAGCCUGUAUCCGACAUUCUGGAACCACAUCAACAAAAUGAUGUUUUGAGUGUUUCCAGUUCAAAGAAAUUAUCCAAUAACAAAUCGAAAGGUUUAUUUUCUAGUGAUGAUGAAGAAGACGAUUCAUUAUUUGGCGGUAAUAGUGUUACCAUUAGCUCAAAAAAGAACAAUAAUUAUGAUUAUAACACUCAAACAAAACCUAAAACCGUGUUAAAACAAACAAAAAACAUGAAAGAACAUAGAAUAAAGCAAAGUCUUUUUGAUGACAUUGAAGACGAUGAAGAUGAUGAUUUGUUUGGAACUAAUAAAAUUGCUAAAGCUGGAACAUCUAAAAUAUUAAACAAAUCUCAACCAAAUCGUGGUGCAGUCCCUAAACGAUUCGUUGAAAAGAAAGUUACAAAAAUUGAAGAUACUAACAAUCCGCUGGCGGAUUUACUUGAUUGAAAAUAUCUAUUAAUUAAAGUGGCGAUGUUGGUUGGAAACAAUUGAAAAGAAAAUCUUUACAAAUUAUUUGUGGUAUCAAUAAACAUUAAUUUGUCCUGUGAUUUUUGGGGGUUAUUAUAAAUACUACAUAUUUUUUUUUUAUAAUUUUUAAAAACAUUUCCAAAAUGAUCAAAUAUUAAUGAAAUAUUUAGUAAUAUUUUUAAGUUCAAAAUACUAUACAAACAUUUUUUUCUUGUAUUUAAAAGAACAAAUUUUUAUUUUUAUAUCAAAAUAUAAAAUUACAAAUUACAAUAUGAAAGUAUAAGUUCAUAUAGUAAAAAAUAAUAUACGGGAAAAUACUUCUCAAUAAAAAUAAGUUUUCGAAAGCAAAAUUAAAAUUGAUCUUCAUUUAAAUUAUUAAAAUAAUUAUUUCUAUUCGAAUACAAGUACGUA